Molecule: messenger RNA, 5843 nt
Organism: Salmo salar (Atlantic salmon)
Lineage: Eukaryota; Metazoa; Chordata; Actinopteri; Salmoniformes; Salmonidae
Product: anoctamin-5
Biological process (GO): chloride transmembrane transport
Cellular component (GO): plasma membrane
Molecular function (GO): protein dimerization activity; chloride channel activity
Source: RefSeq, a predicted model, not a curated record
UUGCCGACAGAAUGUGCUUGGUUUUGCCACUCCCCUUAAAUAUGUAUAGUGGCUAGAGAAGCAGAAUGAGUGCAAUUCUAAUAUGAUAGGAUAUGUCAAGACAAUGUUGGGGCAUUCUUUCAGCCAAUAAAUGCCUGAAACGUUGAUUUUGGUGUGAAACCCAAGCCUCAAACUCAAAUACAUUGUGUCGAGGAUCGAGUCGUGGGGUGGCAUCCUCUCUCUCCGUCCUCACUUUCCUGAAAAAGCAGCUCCUUCCUUGUAGUCAGUGGAGAUGAGAAGAAUAACGGGAAUGGCAAGCGAAGAAACUUUGAUCGAAAUGAAGAGCGCAAUGGAUUCGCAGAUUGGAGGUAAAGAGCACAUUCGGAGAUUAGCCUACUUUGGUAAUAUACAAGAGGAAUGUAAUGGCCACAGUCGUAAUAACUCUAUAGAGGACAGAGGAACACAGCUACCUGGACACACAGAGACUGACAGACUACAGCAGAACAAAGACACCGUGUUCUUCAGGGACGGGGUUCGCAGGAUUGACUUCAUACUGUCCUACCUAGAUGACAAGGAUGGAGAGAAGAAGCAGGAGAGGAGGAGGGAGUUUGAGGCCAACCUUAGGAAGGCUGGACUGGAGCUUGAGACUGAGGACAAAUCGGACUCAGAUGAUCUGAAAACGUACUUCCUGAAGAUCCACGCCCCAUGGGAGGUGUUGGCCACCUACGCUGACGUGCUGAAGAUCAAGGUUCCCUUUAAAGAAAGCGACAUCCCCCACGGACAGGACGUUCCACUGGAGUGGCUCUCCCGACCGUUCCGCCUGCCAGAGAAGGUGAUGCGCCCACAGCCUGACUACUUCACCUCUCCAUUUGAUAAGGACAAGAUAGACUUCUUCCUCAUCAAAAACCGAGACACCUUCUUCCCCCCCUCCACACGCAACAGAAUUGUGUACUACAUCCUGUCUCGCUGUCCGUACUAUAAAGAGGACCGCAAGGAGACAGACAAGAAAGGUAUCAAGCGGUUGCUGAACAACGGGACCUACACCUCAGCCUUCCCACUUCAUGAUUGUCGAUACUGGGAGAGGAACACAAAUGAGCAGUGUGAGAGCGAACGCUACCACCUCUAUAAGAAUUGGGCUAGGUUCCUCUGUUUCUACAAGGAGCAGCCCCUCAACCUCAUCAGGAAGUAUUAUGGGGAGAAGAUUGGGAUCUACUUUGCCUGGCUGGGCUUCUACACAGAGAUGUUGUUCUUUGCUGCGGUCAUGGGCGUCAUAUGUUUUACUUAUGGUGUGCUAAGCUACGAUGAUAAUUUAACAAGUAAGGAGAUCUGUGACCCCAGCAUUGGAGGGAGUAUUGUGAUGUGUCCACUGUGUGAUAAGAAGUGUAGUUACUGGAAGCUCAACUCCACGUGCCUCUCAUCCUGGCAAUCCCAUCUGUUUGAUAACGAGGGGACCGUGUUCUUUGCCAUGUUUAUGGGGAUCUGGGUGACUCUGUUCCUGGAGUUCUGGAAGCGGCGCCAGGCCCAGUUGGAGUAUGAAUGGGACCUGGUGGAUUUUGAGGAGGAGCAGCAGCAGCUCCAGAUCCGCCCGGAGUUUGAGACCAAGUGCACUGACCAGAGACUCAACCGGAUCACCCAGGAAAUGGAGCCAUACCUUCCCCUCCCCAAAAAGUGUGGUCUCUUUUGCUUCUCGGGUGUUACUGUUCUGUUCUGGGUGCUUCUGAUUGUGGCCUGUAUCACUGGGGUGAUAGUCUACAGGCUGGCUGUGUAUGCGGCCUUUGCCAGCAUCAUGAAGGACAGCCCCACUAAGAAGAUCCAUCUGGUGGGCUCUCUCAUCACCCCGCAGCUCGCUACCUCUGUCACCGCCUCCUUUAUCAACUUUGUCAUCAUUAUGAUCCUUAACUUCUUCUAUGAGCGAGUGGCCAUCUGGAUCACUGAUAUGGAAAUUCCCAAGACACAUCUGGAGUAUGAAAACAAGUUGACAAUGAAGAUGUUCCUCUUCCAGUUUGUCAACUACUAUUCUUCAUGUUUCUACGUGGCCUUCUUCAAGGGCAAGUUUGUGGGUUACCCAGGCAACUACACGUACAUGUUUGGCAAAUACAGCAGGCUGAGGAACGAGGAGUGUGACCCAGGAGGCUGUCUGAUUGAGCUGACCACCCAGCUGGUGAUCGUCAUGACAGGGAAGCAGGUGUGUGGGAACAUCCAGGAGGCCCUACUGCCGCUGCUGAGGAACUGGUGGUGCAGCAGGAAGGCCCGGAAAGAUCAGUACAGCCGCUGGGAGCAGGACCAUGACCUGCAGAACUUCAGCCAGCUGGGCCUGUUCUAUGAGUACCUGGAGAUGGUAAUCCAGUUUGGCUUCAUCACUCUGUUUGUGGCCUCUUUCCCCCUGGCCCCCCUGCUGGCCCUCUGUAACAACAUCCUGGAGGUCAGAGUGGACGCCUGGAAGUUCACCACCCAGUUCCGCCGGCCUGUGGCGGCCAAGGCCCACAACAUCGGAGCAUGGCAGGAGAUCCUCAAUGUGGUAGCCAUCUUGUCCGUUGUCACCAAUGCAUUCAUCAUGGCCUUUACUUCAGACAUGAUCCCCCGCCUGGUCUACCUGUAUGCCUACCACCCUGGCUCUGAAGCCACCAUGAGUGGCUACAUCAACAACAGCCUGUCAGUGUAUGACAUCUCCCAGAUCCCUCUUCUCAGUACGCCCGAGGAGGGGGCGAUUCCUGCCUGGUUCAACAGCUCCUUCAUCACCACCUGCAGGUACCGUGACUACCGCUACCCUCCAGGCCACCAGAGGCAGUACUCCCACACUAUGCAAUUCUGGCACAUCCUGGCAGCCAAACUGGCCUUCAUCAUUAUCAUGGAGCACGUGGUGUUUGUGGUGAAGUUCUUUGUGGCCUGGCUGAUCCCGGAUGUGCCAUCCGAGGUGAAGGCUCGGAUCAAACGGGAACGUUACCUCAUCCAGGAAUACCUGCACAACUACGAGGUGGAGAAGCUCAAGAUCCAGCUGAGUCAGAGUUUUAUCAUUGAAGCCAAACCUGAGGUCUGCACUGCCACCGACAAGCAUGACGUGUUAUCUGAGUGCCUGUAGGCCCCCAAUCAGUAACUCACACCCACCUGGCUAACCUGGCUAACCUAACUGGGAGGGUGUUUCUGUGAAGGCUCCUCCACUGAUGGCAAACAGAAGUACAGUAAAGGGCUUCUGUCAGUGGGGCAAUCCUAUCAACUGUUUCUCUUUGUUUUGUUGUUUGUUCAUUUUCUAAUGAGCAGCUAGCAGAUUUCAACCUUUUCGCCUAUAUUAGGACUUUCAUUGGAGGCAGGGACGGAUUAAUUUCAUCGAUGAUCCCAUCUCGUCACCUUUUCUCAGCGUCCAAUGCUGAUGCAAUGCAAGCUCCUAUUGUUCAGCUUGCUUCAUAUCUUCUGUGCAAUGAUGUUUCUUGCAAGUGAUUCGUCAUUCAGUGCCAGUGUUGAUUGUGAUAGGAUAUUAUGGAAUCCUACAAAAGUAUGUGCCAACUUGUUAAAUGCUAUUGGGAUUCAUGGUAUUGUACCAGACAAUAUACAGCUUCUUGAAAAAAAUGUAAUAUCAUGCUCACCUUAUCCACAAUGUCAUAAUAUGUUACUAACAUAUCCAGCAAAGACUGCCAAAGAUAUCCCAUGGCUUUUAUCGGCAGCUAUCUAAUUAAUUACCUUUAAAGUAAUAUGCAUGUUUGAUAGAAUGUAACAUAUAAAAUCUAAUUUAUUUGCCUUCAAAUGUUGGCAUGUUAUCUGCUUCAAUUUGGCUGUAGCUGGGCUACGUUAAAUGUGAUGUGUUUUCCUUUCAUUACUGUCAUGUAUUUGAGAUAUUUUCAUUGGAGUCAAUGUAAAAACUGUAAAUUAAAGGCCCAAUGCAACCGUCUGUAUAUCAAUAUCAAAUCAUUUCUGGGUAACAAUUAAGUAACUUAUCGUAAUAGAUUUCCAUAAAAAUUGGCUACAAUUGCUUCUGAGCAAAAAACUAUUUUUUCAAACAAGAAUUUUGCUAGGACUGUGGGAGUAGUCUUGAGUGGGGAGGGGAAAAUUCAAAACUAGAUGUUAUUGGCAGAGAGGUUUGGAACUCUCUUUGUAUUUGGUCUAUCAACCAAUUUACCACAUGGUGAUGUCACCAUGGAAAGCCGAAACUCCUAUCCAUGCAAACCUGAUGAUUAGGAGGUCCUGUGUAUAUUGUAUGUUCAACCAGCGAUUAUCAGGAAAUAACACUGAUCACAUUUUUUCACACUUUUAGAGUGUUAGUUUCAUCAGCUGUUGUACAAUUGCAAUAUAAAACGCAGGAAAAAAGCAUUUUGACUGCAGUGGCACUUUAAAAACUGUUUCUCUCAGCUGGGUAAUGAUAGAUAGAGAUACUGUAAUGGUCCAAGACGGUAAUACACCCAUAUGUCUACUGUAUAUAUGUUUGGUCUGAUAGAGCCCUUUCCAGUGGAUAUAAUCUACACUCAGUUUGAAAUGUUUUGAGUGGCAUAUUAAGUCAUACCAGACAAAAUAUUAGCCCUGUGUUUGGGGUUGCAUUCCUCUUCCUUGUUUAGAUUUAUGGCGAGAUAUGCAACUUGUAUGUGUGAUUUCUUCUGGUGUGGGACCCAAAUGUGUUUUUGCCUGUGUUACUUGCACAUGUAUCUAUCUGCUCUUUAUUUUGACACUUAUCAAACUCAUUGUAAGCAGGAAAAUCAGAUUCCUCAGCCCUGUUAGUCAUUACUCACUUAAGUUAAGUUGAUCAUUUCUAUGUGCUUUUUCAGUCAUACUCUAUAUCUGUACACAGUAGCACAAUGGGAGGCCUUCUCUUUUUAAUGUUGUUUUAGCACAGAGCGCUUAUAUGGGACUAAUUGUAUUUAGCCAAUUAGUCUUUCAGACAGAAAACCACUACAUUAUUACUGUUUAAUGUCAAUCAUUCCAACAUGUCUGGAUGGUCUCAUAUUAAAAGGAAAGUUGACUUUAGAUUACAUGUUUCAAAGCAAUUGUUAUGAAAUUCAACUUCAAAAGGGACUGUAGCUUAUUGAAUCGAUUUGAAGUUACUGUAAUGUGAUUUGUGCAAACAGAGGUGUUAGCUAUACAGUAUAUAGACUCAGAGUAUGCAUCACAAUCUCGUGUCCCAUAGACAUUUAAUGUAAGGAAACAUGCAUCAUUUAACCUGCAUAAUGUCCCCUUUACAGCAAUCAGUUCACACUAUGUUAUCACAGCCUGUAUACACAUGAAGAAUGUUGGUAUGUACAGUAGUUGCCACAUUAAGUUCAGUUAACAAAUCACUUAUUUAGAUUGUUGUACAGAUUACAUUUGUAAAGUAUAGUUUACUCAAUGUAGGAUUAGGUCUUAUAAUGCAGUUAAUUCUGUAAUAUAUUGAUCAGAUUUUAUUUGUAGGCUUUUUCUAGGUUCAUCUGUUUUGAACUAAUCUGUUUUGUAAAUUUUAAUAGCCUCUCAUGCUGAUGGUGGAAACUAUACCCCUGGAUGAUUUUACUUGGUAUAACUUCAACUUUAAAGUCACAUGCUACAUCACUAUCUCAGGCUUGUCAAUAUUCCAGUGCUUGACUAACACCACUCUCAGCCAUACAGACAAAAUCCCUUGGGAGACUCUUGACUCCACAUGUCCUUUUUGCAUGCAGGGUGCAAGCCAUAGUACAUGACCAGUAGAUCAAUGCCUUAAAUGUCUAUGUUCACUUUUUGUGAUGUUCUUCAAAAACAAUAACUUUCUAUUGUUCUAUUCCUGUGAUGUUUCACAACUCAUAUGUUUUAAAAUCAUAGUCUGUGUUGUCAUUAUAUGUUGUCUUGCUUGUUUUGCAUGAAAGGCUAUUGACCUUAUUAACAACAUUUUGAUAAUGUAAGUCCUUUUAAAUAAAAUAUUUCAGGAUUUUAAA